AUGGAGGUGGAUACGAUUGAGAAGCGCCAUCGAACGAGAUCCAAAGGCGUGAGAGUUGCCGUGGAGUCAGCAGCUCAGGAGCUGUUUAGCUGCCCGACUCCAGGCUGUGACGGGAGUGGUCACGUCAGCGGGAAAUACGCCAGACACAGGAGUGUCUAUGGUUGCCCACUGGCCAAGAAGAGGAAGACACAAGAAAAGCAGCCCCAGGAACCAGUGCCCAAACGACGUCCGUUUUUAAAAACCGCAGACGACGAGGCCUCCAUGUACGAGAGCUACGAGCCCGAAGCCAUGGAUGAGAUGGAGGAGGAGAAAGAACAGGAGGAGGUAGAGGACGGAGAGGAAGAUGGAGAGGAAGAAGAAUUCUCGGAGGACAACGAGGAAGAAGAUGAGGAGAUGGAGAGAGAGGAAGGGGAAGAAGUAGAACAGAUGGAGGAGGGUGCAGAGGAAGAGGAUGAGGAAGAGGUUGCUGAGGACGGCGACGACGAAGAACAGGAAGAGGAGGAGGAAGAGGAGGAUGAACAAGAGGAAGAGGAGGAUGAAGAUGAACACGAAGAAGAUGAGCAUGAAUAUGAAGAACAGGACUCCAAUAACAACAACAACAACAACAACAACAAUAACAUCAACGGUGGUGGUAAUGUCAACAACGAAGAGUAUGAAAACUACGAUGAGCUGGUCGCCAAAUCCUUGCUGAACCUGGGAAAGAUUGCAGAAGACGCCGCCUAUCAGGCCAUGACGGAGUCGGAAAUGAACAGCAACUCUUCCAACAGCGCUGGAGAGGAUGAUGACGAAGAAGACGACGAGGAUGAGGAAGAGGAUGACGAAGAUGGCGGAGGCGAGAGGGGUGGCCGCAAGGGUGAGCUGAGCGUUGACCUGGACAGCGACGUGGUCAGGGAGACGGUGGACUCGCUGAAGCUUCUGGCCCAGGGUCAUGGGGCAGUCCUGCCGGACGACGGUUUCCCAGAUCCAGCGCCAGGUGAGGGUGGCGUAGUCGGCCAGGGGCUGCAGCCUCACCAACAGCAGCAGCAGCAGGGCCGGGCGGAGGAGAACGAGGAGGAGGUGUGUCUCAGCAGUCUGGAGUGCUUAAGGAACCAAUGCUUCGACCUAGCCCGCAAACUGAGCAGCGAGAGCCAACCGCACCUUCAGCAUGUCCAAAACGAGCAACAGCAACAACAGCAUGUCAUGCUGACGCACCACCUGCCUCGCUACGACAACUGCCAGCACGGCCCCCUUCCUGAACAGCAGAGGGCGCCAGAGCAAAGCUAUUCUGACAUGGUUAACCUGAUGAAGCUGGAGGAGCAGCUCAGCCCCACGUCCCGUGGUUACCCCCCGAGCUGCGCUCAGGAAGGAGACGAGGACACUACCUCGGUGGCCUCCGAACGUUCAGACGAAGCUUUUGACAUGACCAAGGGCAACCUGUCCCUCUUGGAGAAAGCCAUUGCCUUGGAGUCGGAACGUGCCAAGGUCAUGCGGGACAAGAUGGUGUCCGAACAGACGGUGGCCCGGAGGGACAAUCAGCGCCUACACGGAGAGCACAGUCCACGCCAGAGCAGCAGUGCGGAGGACCGAAAAGCUCGUUUGCACCACGAUGGGGCCAAGAGAGCUUACUACCCUAAAGAUCCUUUGAGAGGCGAGAAGAAGGAGAGUAAGUGUCCGACUCCAGGCUGUGACGGUACAGGACACGUGACCGGACUCUACCCGCACCACCGGAGCCUGUCUGGCUGUCCCCACAAAGACCGCGUCCCUCCAGAAAUUCUUGCAAUGUAUGAGAAUGUUCUUAAGUGCCCCACUCCGGGCUGUUCAGGACGUGGCCAUGUUAAUAGCAACAGGAACUCCCAUCGCAGUCUUUCAGGUUGUCCUAUCGCUGCUGCUGAAAAAAUGGCCAAAGUUCAGGAGAAACACCAUUCAAGUGACGGUCCCAAAUCCAGCCAGGCGUCUGACCGUGUCCUGAGGCCUAUGUGCUUUGUGAAACAGCUGGAGAUCCCACAGUACGGUUACAAAAAUCACGUCUCCACCAGCACACCACGCUCCAACCUGGCCAAGGAGCUGGAGAAAUACUCCAAGACCAGCUACGAUUACGGCAGCGGUUACGACGGCCAGCCCCACGCCUACGGCAAGAGGUCCUUACCCCCCAAGAGUCACGGACGAGACACCUCGCCAAAGGGUUAUGAAGAUGCCAAGCGUUACUGUAAGACAGCGAGUCCGGCCAGCAGUACGACCAGCAGCUAUGCCCCGAGCAGCAGCAGCAGUGUGAGCUGUGCCGAGGGAGGGGGGGGCAGUAGUGCCAGCAGCACGUGCAGUAAGAGCAGCUUUGACUACACCCACGACAUGGAGGCCGCCCACAUGGCUGCCACCGCCAUCCUCAACCUGUCCACACGCUGCAGAGAGCUGCCCCAGAGCCUGGCCGCCAAGGGUCCUGAACUGCUCUCGCAGAGCCCCGAUGGCGAUGUGAAUGAGAACGGUACUCUAGAUUUGAGCCUGGCCCGUCAGGCCGGCGCCGGCGGCCCGGGCGGUCCGGAGGGGAGCGGUACGGUUCUGACCCAGCUCCAGCCCAUGUCACCUCAACGUCAGGCGCUGCUGAACAGCAGGUGCUAUCAGAUGGGCGAGACAGACUGCUGGGACCUCCCCGUGGACUACACCAAGAUCAAACGCAUUGACGAAGACCACCACAAAGAGGCUGAUGAGUUGGACCCGUUCCAGGACCUCCUGGAGGAGCAGCAGUACCCGGGUGAGGUCACUGUCCCCAGUCCCAAACAUAAGUACGCACCCUGCAAGGAGACCAAGAAGGAGCUCAUCACUCUCUCUAGCUGUCAGUUAGCAGACAAAGGAAUCCGUGGGAUGAUGAGCACUAACUCCCAGGAGCUCAAAUGUCCUACCCCUGGUUGCGAUGGCUCAGGACACAUCACAGGCAAUUACGCCUCCCACAGGAGUCUGUCAGGCUGUCCCAGAGCAAAAAAGAGUGGGAUUAAGAUUAUGCAUAGCAAGGAGGAUAAAGACGACCAGGAACCAAUCAAGUGUCCUGUCCCAGGGUGCGACGGUCAGGGUCAUGUGACGGGGAAGUAUGCAUCACACCGCAGUGCGUCCGGCUGCCCACUGGCCGCCAAGAGACAGAAGGACGGAUACGUCAACGGCUCCCAGUACACCUGGAAAUCUGGCAAAACAGACGGCAUGACCUGCCCCACCCCGGGGUGCGAUGGCUCGGGCCACGUCAGCGGGAGCUUCCUGACCCAUCGGAGCCUCUCGGGGUGCCCUCGUGCCACCUCUGCCAUGAAGAAGGCCAGGAUGACUGGCGUGGAAAUGCUGACCAUCAAACAGAGAGCAAGCAAAGGGAUAGAGAAUGAUGAGGAGAUUAAGCAGCUGGAUGAGGAAAUCAAAGAUCUGAAUGAAUCAAACAAUCAAGUGGAAUCAGACAUGAUUAAACUGAGGACUCAGAUCACCACUAUGGAGACCAACCUGAAGUCCAUUGAGGAAGAGAAUAAGGCCAUUGAACAGCAGAAUGAUUCCCUGCUGCAUGAGCUAGCCAACCUUAGCCAGUCUCUCAUCAACAGUCUGGCUAACAUCCAACUCCCGCAUAUGAAACCGAUGGCACAGAGAGAGGCCCCAGUAAAAAAUUACUGCUGUUUACAGAUGCCCCACAGAGAGCCGAUGAACGAGCAAAACUUUGACUCUUACGUGAGUACUUUGACAGAUAUGUACACCCAUCAGGACCAGUACCAGAGCCCAGAGAACAAGGCUCUAAUGGAGAACAUAAAACAGGCGGUGCAAGGCAUUCAAGUGUAA
Molecule: messenger RNA, 3777 nt
Organism: Chanos chanos (milkfish)
Lineage: Eukaryota; Metazoa; Chordata; Actinopteri; Gonorynchiformes; Chanidae
Gene: myt1la
Product: myelin transcription factor 1-like, a
Exons: 22
Coding region: 1-3777 (1258 amino acids)
Biological process (GO): regulation of transcription by RNA polymerase II
Cellular component (GO): nucleus
Molecular function (GO): DNA-binding transcription factor activity, RNA polymerase II-specific; zinc ion binding; RNA polymerase II cis-regulatory region sequence-specific DNA binding
Source: RefSeq, a predicted model, not a curated record